AAUAUGCUGUUGUUUUUACAUUCACACUACAGUCAUAUUCUAAUUUCAGUUCAUUUAUCACAUUUCUCUCUCAAAUUCUCAACAGCAGUAACUGGACAAACUUCCCUCAUCACUGUCAGAGAUGGAGAUGAAGCCACUUUGUCCUGUAAAAAUGUGAUGACUGAUCAGAAUAAAUGUGACAGCACUAACUGGAUCUUUGUUUCAACUAACACAGCAAUAGUUGAGCUGAUUAAACUUGGGCAGAUUGGUGAAAGCGCCAAAGCUAAAUCAGACAGACUGAGUCUUACAGUGGACUGUUCUCUGGUUAUAAAGAAGGUCACAGUUGAGGAUGCUGGUCAGUACACCUGCAGACAGUUUAAAUCAGGACGACAACAAGGUCCAGACUCUGACGUUGAUCUGUCUGUUGUUAUCAUGACUGAACAUAAGGACGCUGCUGAGGUGAAGUUAAGCUGCUCUGUGUCGACAUAUGAUGGCUGCAGACACACAGUGAAGUGGCUGUAUAAAGGAAGUGAUUUGGACAUGAAUACCAGAGACAGACAGACAUCACAAUCUACCUGCUCAGCCACUGUGGUGUUGUUGACUUCUCAUUUUAUUGACACAUCAAAUUCUAAGUUUUUGAAGUGUAAAGUCACAGAUCUCAACAGUGGAAAAGUGCAGCUGUAUAACUUCAAUCGUCAGUCGUCAGGUGAGGCAACAACAACAAAACCUGAAACAACAGCAACACAAGAAGCUUGUGCAGAUUGUUCUGCUCUGAGCUACAUAAUGUUGGUGAUGCGUGUGGCUGAACUCGUCCUCAUCACUGUUGUUACUGUUCUUCUCUUCAGAGCUCGAGCAGGGAACCAGAGACCACCUGAUGACCACACUGUUUCUUACUCAGUAAGAAGCAGAACAGCGAGGCGUUCAGGUCCAGCAGCCAGUCAGGAGAAGAAUGAUGAAGAUGAUGGUGCGCUGAACUAUGAAAACUUUGGAGAAUCUUCUGCUUCUGUCAGACUCCGCUGAUCAACCACUUCCAAACCAUCAGCUCACCAGAGAAACGACUCCCUGACUGUUAUAUCAUUUAUAUCGUCUCAGUUUUACAGGAGUAGUUGAAUUCUUUACAUAAAGAAAGAAUCAUAAGAUCACUUUGAGGUUUUGGCUCCUUGAAUGUUUUGUUGUUGUUCAUCAAAUUAAGAAAUGUUAAUAUGUUU
This is a messenger RNA of Scomber japonicus (chub mackerel), 1187 nucleotides long. RefSeq lists its product as uncharacterized. Gene Ontology annotation, biological process: interleukin-15-mediated signaling pathway; T cell activation; positive regulation of ERK1 and ERK2 cascade. NCBI's taxonomy places the organism in Eukaryota, Metazoa, Chordata, Actinopteri, Scombriformes, Scombridae. Gene Ontology annotation, molecular function: MHC class II protein binding; protein tyrosine kinase binding. Gene Ontology annotation, cellular component: membrane raft; external side of plasma membrane. The transcript has 7 exons. The coding region runs from base 4 to 999 and encodes 331 amino acids. The record is from RefSeq and is a predicted model, not a curated record.